This is a messenger RNA of Dovyalis caffra, 1182 nucleotides long. The record is from the annotation of a GenBank genome assembly. NCBI's taxonomy places the organism in Eukaryota, Viridiplantae, Streptophyta, Magnoliopsida, Malpighiales, Salicaceae.
AUGAGAUUUUCUACGCGUUACACGAUUGUCAUUCUAACUUUCAUCAGCACUACUGUUUUCUACAUAGAACGCGUAGGCUUCUCAAUUGCAUACACUUCUGCUGCUGAUGCUGCUGGUGUAAAUCAAUCAAACAAAGGCAUAGUACUUACUACAUUCUAUUGUGGUUAUGCUUGUUCGCAAAUUCCAGGAGGAUGGUUAGCUCAGAGAAUAGGGGGCAGGCGUGUUCUCCUCGUCUCGUUCAUGCUAUGGUCAUCAAUCUGUUUUUUAGUCCCAUUAGAAGCUAAUCCUACUACCAUCCUAGUAAUCUCCCGAAUUCUUGUUGGUGUGGUGCAAGGAUUCAUUUUCCCCUCGAUCCACAAUGUUUUAGCCCAGUGGGUUCCUCCUCAGGAAAGAUCUCGAUCUGUUUCUCUCACAACGUCUGGUAUGUACCUUGGUGCAGCUAUAGCAACGCUUAUACUUCCUAGUCUGGUGAAGUAUAAAGGCCCUCAACAUGCAUUUCUCGCUGAAGCAGCAUUAGGUGCUAUAUGGUCCUUGCUUUGGUUCAUUUAUGGUACCGACCCUCCAAGGCUUGAACAUCCAAGAGCAACUGCUGCAGGUUCCGGGGACUCUUUUUUGCCAAUCAAAGAAAACGAAGGAGGUUCUUUUAAGGACUGUUACAAUCCCUUGGAAGAGACUUUUUAUAUGGGUUCUUCCAAAAUGAUGCCUUACCUAAAUAUGUUUAUCUUCUCAAAUAUUGGUGGGGUCAUUGCUGAUCAUUUGAUCUCCAAGAGAGUCUUGUCUGUCACUAAAACCCGGAAAUUCUUGAACACUUUCGGCUUUAUAGUUGCUUCUCUUGCACUGAUAGGACUUCCUUUCUUUACAACUUCUGGCGGGGCUGUAUUUUGCUCUGCAUUGUCUCUUGGUUUUUUGGCUUUGGGUAGAGCUGGGUUUGCAGUGAAUCACAUGGAUAUAGCUCCAAGAUAUGCAGGAAUAGUGAUGGGAAUUUCUAAUACUGCUGGAACUUUAGCUGGAGUUAUUGGAGUUGCUUUCACUGGCAAGCUUCUUGAAGCAGCUAAAGCUGCUCAUAUGGAACUUUCAAAUCCUGAAAGCUGGACUGCAGUGUUUCUCAUACCAGGGUUGCUCUGCAUUGUCAGUUCUAUCCUGUUCUUGCUAUUUUCAACUGGGGAGAGGAUUUUUGACUGA